Molecule: messenger RNA, 1991 nt
Organism: Oldenlandia corymbosa var. corymbosa
Lineage: Eukaryota; Viridiplantae; Streptophyta; Magnoliopsida; Gentianales; Rubiaceae
Source: the annotation of a GenBank genome assembly
GGUCAAGGGACCAAAAUAGCUUCAAAAUGAAAUGUAAAAAGUCACCUCAUAUAAAUGUUAAUAAUGUAAGGGAUCAAAAUUGAAAAUUGACCAAAUGUAAGAGACCAAUUAUGCAGUUUAAUCUUUUUGUAAUGAUAAUUUAAUGGAAAAUACGAAAAAGAGCAAACCAGAGAAAAGGACUUGAAUUGAAGUCUAAUGGAACAUCUGAAUGACCGUAAGGUCCAAGGCUGAUUACUUCAUCAAAGUCAUGUCUGGUGUUUACUUUCUUUUUUUAACCAAAAUGUGUACAAUUGCCAUGUGCCAUACCUGCACACCGAAAGGUGGAAAUUUUCAGCAUGAAAAUGAGCAUGACAUUAUGAUCAAACUGAACUAUACAGCCUUCUCUAUAUCUUCCUUAUCUAUUUCUCCAUGCUGGUUAGUCCAACUAUUUCGUUUAUUUGAGCAAGGAAAUGCAAGAAAAUAGGGGUGGUUCAGAUGGGUCUGUAGUGGAAUGUUGGGGGAGCCCUCCUAACAUUCCAGCAGCUAGCACAGUGAAUAAUCCUGAUGGGUUUUCUAGAGGCAACAACACUAAAGCAAUUUGGCCGAAUGUGAAGCCUUUUUUUAAUGGAUUCCUGGCAGGGCAGAUAACUGCUCUCCAAAUGAUCUCUGUGAACUGGGGUCAUAAAAAAGCGUUGGAUCAUAUGGAAACAUUUCGCAAUCAUCCUCAUUUUGCACAGAUGAAGGCUUCAUGGUCUACCUACCAAAAGCGGAUUCCAGCUCUCCUUCUCCUUCAAGCGACAUAUACCACUGCACGAUUUGGGUUAUUUGAUUAUUUGACCGAAAAAGUUAAAGCUGCAAAUCAUGGCAUUCCAUUGUCGCUGUACCAAGAAGCCUGCUGUGGGCUGAUAUCUGGUGGCUUCGCAUCCUUCAUUUCAUAUCCUUUAGCUGUAGCAGACGCUUCUAUACUGGUUGGUAAUUCUCUUCAAUCAGUGAAGCCCAACCUCAACUUGAGAAGUGUGCUUUUCAAUCAAUAUCUCAUGGUUAAAAAUGAAGGGAUGUUGGCAUUAUGGAAAGGUUCUUAUCGCUGUGUGACCAGAUGUAUGUUCUUCAACAUGGGGUUACUACCAUCAUACCAUCGGAGUUAUAGUUACUUUAGGGAGUCAGUUGGUCUGGACAAAACUCAAGCAAUAUUAGGAGCUGGAAUUGUAUCGGCUUUCAUUGGAACUGCUUGUUCUUCAUCGUGGUCACACAUUUCUACACUUGCGCAUUUCAUAAACAGUGAGAGUGGUAAAAAGUGUUCAUACAGAGACUUUUUGUUUUUAGUUGCACAUCAUUUACGGCCAGGGGGAAAGUUCAAGUUCUAUUCAGGAAUACUAAAAGAGUUUGGUUGGCGCACUCCUGUUACAUUGGUACGUCGUCCCUCAAAACUUCAACUAUGUAUUUGGAUACGCAUGUAUUCUUGCAUUUUUCAUCUCUUUUCCUCUUAGGACCUGUUCGAGUUUCUGACUUUUUUCGCUCUCGAGUCUCACUUUUCUUUGGAAGUUUUCAUAUGGCAUCCCCUAGUAUUGAAUAGAUGGAUGGCACUCAUUUUAGCAACUUUUUCUUGACUUCUUUCGGGCAGAUUACAUGGGUGAACUUGGAAGCUGUCCGAGGAUUUGAAAAACACAUAUGAAGGGUUUUAGCAUUCGGGGAAAUGCGACAGAUGGAGUUCAUGUUUUUCCUCCCUUCUGAUGAGAAUGAAAAAUAUGAGAAGCUGACUGACAAUCAAAUCGCAUUUUGAAGAUUCAAAUUCUGAGAAAUUCAGUGUGUUAAUUAUUUUCUAGUGCUUCAAGUUUUAGCUGAAACUUUUCCCUUGGUUUUUUGCUACAUUAAUGUGGUGAAGUUUGAACUACUUUAGCUUGCAAUUACAUCAGUGACAUUUGACAUCUUUACUUUGAAGGAACUGAUUAUAGUGACACUGCCAACAUCUCUAGCUUCAUAUUUAAGUCUUCCAUUUUUUCCAAUCAGAGAUU